Microplitis demolitor is the source of this 4338-nucleotide messenger RNA. RefSeq names its product gamma-tubulin complex component 6 (gene Grip163). The record is from RefSeq and is a predicted model, not a curated record. Gene Ontology annotation, biological process: microtubule nucleation; spindle assembly; cytoplasmic microtubule organization. Gene Ontology annotation, molecular function: microtubule minus-end binding; gamma-tubulin binding. The transcript is spliced from 9 exons. Bases 172 to 4338 code for a protein of 1388 amino acids. Gene Ontology annotation, cellular component: equatorial microtubule organizing center; gamma-tubulin complex; spindle pole. NCBI's taxonomy places the organism in Eukaryota, Metazoa, Arthropoda, Insecta, Hymenoptera, Braconidae.
GGUGUUGGAGCUCUGGUGGCAGCAAACGGAAGUAAAAUGAGAAUCUUUGAUUGGUCGAUAAAUUUUUUUGAACUCUGUAAGAAUGUGCAGUAAAAUAAUUAGAGCAGUAUGUGUGUGUAGUUAGAUAUAUUAUAUAAAUAUAUAAAUAAAUAUAUAAAUAGUUAGUAAUAAAUGACAGCGAUGAAUUCAAAAGAAGAAGGUUAUGAUUUUUUUGGUCUUGUCAACGAUUUAUGUCAGUCGAUGAUAAAUAAAUGUGAUGAUAAAUGUCUUCGCGGGCGUAAUUCUAAUCAAAUUGUUACCAAAUUACGUUCGAUUGCUUUUGAAAUUCUGCUUAAGAGACACCCAGAGUCUUAUGAUAUCAAUGAUAAUGAAAGUGAAGAAGAUCCAGUUCUUGAAUUGUUCAAGUAUUCGUUUGUGUUAAAAUCAACUCUAGGACAGUCUUCCAAAGCUGAUAAAUUGGAGAGCGUGUUAGAUGAAUUACUCAGUGAUGAUGACAGCGAAUCAGUUAAAUCAAUUCUUUUUUUCUUGCAUUAUUUACAAAACUAUCAGUCCUGUGAUGACGAUGAUCUGGAAAUAUUCCAUUUUGGUGAUCGAAAUCCUACGUCAGAAAUUAGUCAGAAAAAUAAUGAAGUACCUCAUUACCAAAUUUAUCCAUUGUCAGCAUUUAUAUUACCUCAUAAAUUAAACCAGUUGAUUGAUAUUAAUAGUCAUGAGUUCACUCAAGUCAAUAUCAAGGCUCCAGUAAGUUUUUCAUCUCAACUUCAAAUAGAAAUCGCUAAAAAUGAGACUUCUAAAUUAUCUCUGUAUUCUCUCGACAGCAUAAAACCACGGGGACCUACAGAAGAAAAAUAUUUAAAUUAUGAAAGCACAGCAGUAGAAUCUCUGUGGAACCGUGAAUACGAAGACGAAUGCGAGAGUGUGGUGUCAUUUAAAUCAUCACCGUCAAUAGAAUCCAUUGAGUUACUGCCUGAUACCUACGAAGAAUCUGAAGACACUGACUGCUACUCAUGGGAAACUCUGGGACAGUUGAAACCUGGUCGGCAACGUGCGUACGCCCUGGAGUCAGACGCUGCGAUCCAACAUCUUCAGAACCUGCGUAAUAUUUCGAUCAACGGCAGCGAAAAAAGCUCUUCCAGUAGACCAAAUGUCAUUAGUAUGAAAGAAUUUAUAGAGAACAUCAAAUUAGUUUUGCUGGGAUUCGACUCCAGCUGCUAUGUAUGGGACAGUAAAAUAGGAUUUUUUUUUAACAUCAACACUGUGGUCACUGGACUGGGUAAGGAAGCGCUGGAGAGCAUAUCGUCGGAAAUAACUCACUGGGCGACGUGUUUCAAACUCCUGGUGCUGCUUGUAAGGCCUAAUAUUGAUACCGGAAGGUACAGGCAAGACGGUCUAAUUUUCCAGGCGAUGUGUAAUAGCGUUAAUGAUGUGUUGAUUCAUUACCAAGCAUCUGUUUUACAAAUAUUUAAUGAUGAUUCAAUUAAGUUAUUAGAUUUGUUAAAUCGUUUACGUUACGUUGGCUGUUUAAUUAGCGAACUCGCACGACUGUGUCGCUGCGAAAAUGUUAUACAGACGACAUUAGCUGAAGGUACUGGUAUUCUUACCCACAUUUAUGACCAGGUUACUAAAAUAACAAAACCUGAUGUCGCUCUGGUAUUUUAUUCAGUAUUAAAAUCUUGUUGUGAAAUUUACUUUGAGUUGAUGGAAAAGUGGAUAUUCGAGGGUAUAUUUGAUGAAAAGUAUGGAGAGUUUAUGAUAUUUGUCAGAGAUAAAUAUAUACGUAAUCGCGGCCAUAAAUUUUGGACAAAAUGUUUUGGUAUAAGCAAAGAAUUGGUACCGGGAUUUUUAAAUAAUCUUACGGACUCAAUUCUACAGUGCGGCAAAGCCGUGAGAUUAUUGAAAAUUUGUGACCCUAAAAAUCCGCUUUGUAAUUUUUUCUUGACUGCAAGGCCUAAAGUAAAAGUGUGUUUGAGUGUCAAUAUGUUGUCGGAGCAAGAAGAAAUAUGUCAGCGAUAUAUGGCUAAAGGUAUCGAAAUAUUGGGACCCAAUGUAACAUUGAGUUCAGCUUUGAAAGAGUUGAAGACGAUUGAUAAAGACAAAGCUGAGCACGUUAUAGCCGCUCAGCAGGAAACGUUGUCGAGAAUAAAGAAGAGUCAGGAAGAAGCUAAACUGCUUAUUAUUAAGAAUAAACGCGAGUUGUUUGCUGAUCAAAAGAAACAGGUGGAAGACGCGGUUUCGCGAAGAGAAAAAGCCAGAGAAGCUGAUCUGCUUGAAGAUAAAUUGCUGAGGGAAAUACAAAUUGCUGAGGAUGAAAAAAUUGAAAGUCAGCGGCUUGCUGACAUUAAAAUUACAAUUGAGUAUUACAAAGACUUGGCCGAGGAAGCUGAGAAGCAGCGAUUGAGAGCGGGUUGGAGAAGCCGGAGGAUGGAAUUAUUCGACGAACGUGUGAGUGCUAUUAUUUUAGCGCGUCAAGAAGAAAUCACUCCGAUAGAUGAAGUUACUGAUAAGUCUCUCAGUGUCUUGAUUAAAUUAGCGACAGAAGAAAGUAAUGUCCCAGUUUCCGUUGAUUCAAAUUCUUUAGACAAUCAAUUGCCGAGUUCUGAUAAUGUUCCUGUUAGUAUUAGUGACGAAAAUUGCAAUGAGAAAAAUUCCGAACAAGAGAAAGAGACUAAACCAGAAGAAAUAACCCGAGCAAGUCGACCGACGGUACUGGACGUCAAAGGAGACGCCAAGAUAGAAUCAAUUCUUGAUGAAAUUGCGGAGAAUCGUUCAUUUAAACGCACAAAAUUUUCUUUCAAUACAAAUACUAUAAGUAAUGAUAUUAUCAACAAUCCACAAACUACAUUAAAGAAUGAUAAUGUAAAUAUAACUUUUAUUGAUAAGGAAGGUAAUGAAAAUAAAAUGGUUGAUACUGACAACGAUGAUAAUAAAAAUGAUCAGGUGGGGGAUAAAAAUUCGGAGACUUGUAAAAAUUCAAAUCAGGUGGAGAGUAAUGUCGUGGAUGCUCCUCCUCACUAUUCCAAUAACGCGAACGAAAUAAAUGAUGCGACUCCGAUGUCAUGUACGACAGACAGUUACGUUCCUUCGGCAAUGAGUAACUCGAUUUUGUACAAUUGCACAGAGGCUGGGUCAAUUGCCGAGUCUAAAAAUGACUAUGAAACACCCACUAGUCCCGGCGAGUGUUUGACACGAGCCGACAAACGGGAAUACUCAAUAGACAACAUUUUUUCGCGGUCAAGUAGCCAAUUUUUCAGCGCACUAGGAUUUUUGAGUACGCCGCCGGUACUUAAGUCCUCACUUUCUCAAGCUGAUGUCGAGAUGAUCGACAAUACGUCGCUGCAAGUUUAUCUAGAGAAGUCAGUUUUUAUUCCUCUGAGAGUCCAAAGUCGUCUGGCGAAUUCGGCGAUUGUUAAAUGCUUACUACAUGAUCAUAAAAUAUUGUCGCACUUGCACAGUUUAAGAAGUUUCUUCUUCCUUCUAAACGGAGAGUUCGCUAAAAAUCUUACGGGCCCACUUUACACAAAAUUCCACCAAGUCGCGACUCCGGACAAGCUAUUCAAUUCGGCGACUUUGACCAGCUUGUUGAAGAACGCUCUGCACUUUUCUUUAAAUAAUUCUUACAAAAAUUCCGAGCUCUUGAGCUUAACUGUCAUGUCCCAGCCGUCUAGUAUGAAGGUACUGGACCCAGAAGCUUUGAAUUGUCUUUGCCUUCAUUACAAAGUUUCGUGGCCGCUGAAUAUUAUUUUAGACGAAGCGGUGAUGCAGCAGUACAGCAAAGUCUUUAGAUUUCUAAUUAUGGUCGGUCGUGUACUCUGGGUACUUCAAGACGACUUUUGCAUACUAAAAACUCAACGCAAAGCUACUUUAUCAUUUCAGUACCACCGGUUGCAGUUAUUCCGGCACGCAAUGAUGCAAUUUAUGACAGCACUCCAUAAUUAUUUAACCUGCAGUGUCUUGCACUCAAGUUGCGCUGAAUUUGAGAAAGAACUCGAGAAUGCAAUGACUCUUGACCAAAUUUACAAUAUUCACGUUCGUUAUAUAAAAAAAAUUUUAUCAAGGUGCAUGAUGACAAGGCGGGGAGAAAAGCUGCGGCAGUGUCUCUGCAACAUUUUUCAAAUAAUAUUAAAAUUCCACAAGACUCUGCGGUCUCACGAGUGGGUCCACACGUCUCAGGGCUACGUACACCCUAGCUUCAAUAAACUAGAGCAAUACUACAAAGCGUUCUGCACCAUGAGGUCAUUUCCCGCGCAAGUUGUUGAUAAAUAUUCAAACAACGGCUACGAGUUGCAUCUCACCCGUUUCCUUGACGCUCUCAACAUAAAUCCACUCUUUAGUCUUUAA